AAGUGUCUGGAAUUUCCAUUGAAACGGAUAACAAGAAUGUAAAAGCAGAGGAGUUUAAGGAGGCUAUUCUUAGUUGCAAGCACAAAUUUUCAAAAGGAAUGAGCUUAAGAAUAGAAUGGAAGAAAAUCCAGUCUCAAGGAGUCUCAUUUGUCUACUACAAUGGUGAAUUUACAGGUGACCUUCGAGGCCGAGCAGAGAUGCUGAAUACAGGAAUCCGUAUUAGAAAUGUCACUAGAAAGGAUUCUGGGACCUACCGCUGUGAAAUCAGUGCAAGGAGUGAAGAGGGGCAACGCCUGGGAGAGGCUACUAUUACUCUCACAGUACUGGUUGCUCCAACUGCUCCGGUAUGUGAGGUACCCAGCUCCGCAAUGACGGGAACAGUAGUGGAACUGAGCUGUAAGGAGACUGAGGGAUCUCCUCCAUCUGAGUACCAGUGGUACAGGAAUGGUGUUGCCUUACUGGAAAAGACAGGAGCAAGCAGUGCUAGAGCAGCAAACAUAACUUACACCAUGAAUAAAAAGUCUGGCACUCUGCUGUUUAACACAGUUACAAAGAAUGACACUGGAGAGUACUUGUGCGAAGCCUCCAAUGGGGUUGGAUUACCUCGGAAGUGCUCAGCGAAGCGAAUGCAAGUUGAUGACCUUAAUGUAAGUGGUAUCAUUGCUGCAGUAGUAUUUGUGGCUCUGGUAAUGGCGUUGUGUGGCCUUGGAGUAUUUUAUGCCCAAAAAAAGGGCUACUUUACAAAGGAAAGCUCUUCCCAGAAGACGACCAACUAUCAAUCUACAAGUGAAAAGGAUUUCAAGCAUACCAAGUCCUUUGUUAUUUAGAAGAUUUCAGCCUCUGUGAGGGACAUCAAAUGACUACUUGUUAUACAAAAGUAUCAAAGGGAUCUUUUGACCUCUACUCUGUAAAUAUUGUUUCAUGUACUACACACUGAAAAUAGAAACUGCUAAUGUUUAGAUCUAGUCAAUCUACCUGUGAUUGCUUUUUAAAAAAACAAAACCCAAAAAACCUCAAAGCUAGAACUAAAGUGAAUAUACAAGUCAGUUUGGGUGA
Molecule: messenger RNA, 1056 nt
Organism: Phaethon lepturus (White-tailed tropicbird)
Lineage: Eukaryota; Metazoa; Chordata; Aves; Phaethontiformes; Phaethontidae
Gene: JAM2
Product: junctional adhesion molecule 2
Exons: 9
Coding region: 99-827 (242 amino acids)
Biological process (GO): leukocyte tethering or rolling
Cellular component (GO): protein complex involved in cell adhesion; tight junction; cell surface
Source: RefSeq, a predicted model, not a curated record